Molecule: messenger RNA, 3895 nt
Organism: Engraulis encrasicolus (European anchovy)
Lineage: Eukaryota; Metazoa; Chordata; Actinopteri; Clupeiformes; Engraulidae
Gene: mfge8b
Product: milk fat globule EGF and factor V/VIII domain containing b
Exons: 10
Coding region: 89-1528 (479 amino acids)
Cellular component (GO): plasma membrane
Molecular function (GO): signaling receptor activity; calcium ion binding
Source: RefSeq, a predicted model, not a curated record
UCAGCCGCUCUAACAGUACAGCGCCUUUGUCGAUAGAGUCGAGUUGAACAGCUGCAAGUUACAGAGAAAAUAAGUGUUAAACGCCACUAUGAAGCGCUCCGGUCGCAUCCCAUGUUAUUUGUCAUUCUUUACUCUGUGUUUUGUCCUGAGUGCCAUUUCUGCGGUGAACGGUGACUACUGCGAAGUGAACAUCUGUCUGAACGGUGGCACUUGCGUGACAGGAGUGGGGGAAAAUCCUUUCAUCUGUGUCUGUCCAGAUGGGUUCACCGGGGAAAAGUGCAAUGAAACAGAGGCCGGACCCUGCAAGCCUAAUCCCUGCCAGAACGAUGGUGUUUGCGAAGUGAUCAGCCAAACGCGCCGCGGCGAUAUCUUCAGCGAGUAUGUCUGCAAGUGCGCGGAUGGCUUCGAUGGGGUCCACUGCCAAAACAAUGUGAAUGACUGCGCUGGCCAGCCGUGUAAGAAUGGAGGUGUGUGUCGCGACCUGGAUGGAGACUUCAAUUGCAAAUGCCCCUCUCCCUAUGUUGGAAAGCACUGCCACCUCCGCUGCAUCUCUCUGCUGGGCAUGGAGGGUGGUGGCAUUGCAGAGCACCAGAUCACGGCGUCCUCGGUGCACUAUGGCAUCCUGGGUCUGCAGCGCUGGGGGCCCGAGCUGGCACGCCUCAACAACAAGGGCCUCGUCAACGCAUGGACCUCCGCCGGGCAUGACAGGAACCCCUGGAUUGAGGUGAAUCUGCAAAGGAAGAUGCGCCUCACGGGCAUCAUUACUCAGGGUGCCAGCCGCAUGGGUGUGUCGGAGUACAUCAAGGCCUUCAAGGUGGCAUCCAGCCUGGACGGACGCACCUACACCAUGUAUAGGCUGGACGGGCAGAGGAAAGACACUGUGUUCCCUGGGAAUUCUGACAACGACGGCACCAAGACUAACCUGUUUGACCCGCCCAUCAUUGCGCAACACCUGCGUAUCAUCCCCGUGGUUUGCCGCAAAGCAUGCACCCUGCGCAUGGAGCUGGUCGGCUGCGAGCUAAACGUCUCGUUCAACACCACAGGUUGCUCGGAGCCGCUGGGCCUCAAGUCUCGGCUGGUGAGUGACAAGCAAAUCACGGCAUCCAGCGUGUUCCGCACGUGGGGCAUCGACGCCUUCACCUGGCACCCGCACUAUGCCCGGCUGGACAAGCAGGGCAAGACCAACGCCUGGACCCCUGCCACCAACAGCCGCUCCGAGUGGAUACAGGUUGAUUUGGAGUAUCCCAAGCGUGUCACCGGCAUCAUCACCCAGGGGGCCAAGGACUUUGGCAGCGUACAGUUUGUCUCAGCCUUCAAGGUGUCCUACAGUGAUGAUGGCCAAUUCUGGAACACUGUUAAAGACGUCAAGACCCAAGGGGACAAGGUCUUCCUUGGCAACAGUGACAACAACGUGCACAAGAGGAACAUCUUCGAGCCGCCCUUCUACGCCCGAUUCGUCCGCGUGCUGCCGUGGGCGUGGCAUGAGCGCAUCACGCUGCGAAUGGAGCUGCUGGGCUGUGACGAGUAGCACCUCUCCUCUUCCUCCCUUUAUCCUUUAUUCCCUGUGUCCCUCUUUCCUCUCCCUCCUCCCCUUCCCCUCUCCCCUUCUUCUCUCUCUCUCUCUCUCUUCCCUUCCCUGCCUAUCUCCCUUCCUCCCUCGCUCCCACUCCCUACCUCUUGAGCCAUGCCUGCACUGCCCUGCUCCUGCAGCCAGGAGGCAGCAUAGCCACACCACAGCGCAGCGCAGAGCCACAGCAGGGGGAAGAGUCUGAAGCCGACUGCUCCUCAAGACACACACAGCCUGGCCUGCAUCUCCAACCACACAUGCCGCUCAGUGACCUCCCUAUGCCUGCGCCUCUCUCACUCACACGUACCGGUGCACACACACACACACACGCGCGCGCACACACGCACACACACACACACACACACACAUUCACUAUCCCUCUGUUUUUCUCUCCCACACAUACAUGCACACAUUCAAAAAGACAUACAUGCACUCCCCACACAGUUCUUUAACAGUGGUGCAUUGAGUGAUUAGGUUUGUAUCCCAUUUUGAGGUUUUCAAAUGCAUCACCCCAUGAAUAUUAUUUUUACCAUUAUAGCGACCAAACGGCUCAGAAAGGAUUUGUUUGUAAAUUUGAGGUAAAGCAAGUAUCCAAAAUUGAGACCGAGACAAAUACAUUGAUAAUAUGUGAACCCGAAUCACAGUGUACUGAACCACAUUGGCCUGGCAGUCUUAUACCACUGCACGCUGGGAAUGCUGUGUGCCAUCAUACACGUUAGGUUGUUCUUGGAUGAGUUUCUGGCUGCUCCUGUGCUGUAAUAAGAAAUAUCAUUGAAUUGAGCUUGGAAAACAACAUGUACAUAAACCAAAAUAGUCACACCCAAGUCAUGUUCAUGGUGUUUGUUGAGUAGUUGUAAAUCUAUUGUUGCAGGGGUUUUCAUUAAUGCAUAUUCUAUUAGUGAGUAGAGCGAAAAGUAAUAAUUGGAUUGUGAAUGUGUUUUAGAAAGUGAAAAAAAAAAUCAAAAAAUGUGUUCAAAGCUUUUGUAAAAUGGGUUUUAAGAUUGUCUAACAGUUCUUCAUAAUAAUGACAUUCUAACAUAUAAAGCAUAUAUUUAUAUUAAUGCUAAUAAAAUUGAUAUUUUUCAUUGUUUAUACGUUUAUUGUAGUUAAAGCAUAAAUAGCUGAAAUGAUCGAUACAUGUUAUGUUGUAAUCAGGAAAAAAAAGUUAUGUUAUGAAUACAUUAAAGAAUUAUACAGGUCAACAAUUAUAUACCAAUAACAAUUGUGGGCCCAACACUGCCAAAUAUUUCUCUCAGGUAGAGAUGACAUUGUUGCAUUGUGCUACUGAGGUUUUUAUGAUGUGCGUGUAAGCUAGAUACAAUUUUGACACUGCUUCUUAGAACAUAACCAAUCUUAUGAAAUACUCCUGUUUUUUUCCCUCUUGGCACCUACAUUGUUUAAAAAAAAAAGCUGGAUGGUGUCAUCACCAGUGCUGAGAAUAGUGAAGGAGAAUAAAGGAGAUCUAAAAAUCAGGUUCCUCUCCUGAGGCAACUCGUACAUCUUGAAAAACUGUGUGUUUAUUUCACACAAGAUGGGGAAAACAAGGCCUGUUUUCCCACCGAUUUUUGGGGGGGCUGGCUUAGCUUUUUUUUUUUUUUUGCUCCACAAGAGAUUAGCGCAUAAUGGUUGAUGAAUUGGUCCAAGAUUUUUUUUUUCACAGUGAAAUGCUGUCUUUAUGAGAAACAGAUUGCUUGGAGAGGCAAAGAGAGCCUGUUACCCAAAUGAUAAGGUGAAGAGGGGUAAAAAUCAAAUUAAGAAUGAUUUUCUACGCUUCCUCUUAAUGUCCGUCCGAGGUGUCAGGCAAGGGAGCAUAAUGUUUUCAGGCUUUGGCAUUGUGAUACCCCCCUAUGAAUUAUGAAUUUUUUGGGCUUGUGCAAUAUGAUAGGAGUUUUAAUAUUAAUGAAUAGCUGAAAAAAGAACAGUAUUUCUCUGCACUGCUUUCCAUUGCGAAUAGAAGAGAUGGUGGCUAUUUUUGCACCCUUACUUAUCAACCACAACAGUGUUUCCUUGAGGCCAAAUGCAUUUUGUGGAUUUUAACAGUUUAUUUAAAUAACAAUCACAUAGGUUUUGAUCGUUUCCUUGGAGAAUGUUGCUAUGAUCUUUGCUACAUACUAGUGGUCUCAUAAUGCUGCCCCACUGUAUUUUCUUCCCGAGUUUUGAUUUUCUAAAACAAUGAAUUUUUAUGCUUCAUACAAAACAGCAGUCUUGUUGUUGUUGUUCUACACAUAGCUUUGGUGCACUCUUGAUGUAUGUGUCCUUCGCAGUUUUUUCUCUUGUUCUUGGUGUUUUUAAAUGAAGACACAAAAAAUAAAAGUUUCAACAAAGAUA